Meira miltonrushii is the source of this 318-nucleotide messenger RNA. RefSeq lists its product as uncharacterized. The transcript has a single exon. Bases 1 to 318 code for a protein of 105 amino acids. Lineage: Eukaryota; Fungi; Basidiomycota; Exobasidiomycetes; Exobasidiales; Brachybasidiaceae. The record is from RefSeq and is a predicted model, not a curated record.
AUGCGUCUUAAAUCUUUGCUUUGCUUACUUCUUGUCGCUCAUUCAAGUCUUGUUUGUGCUGCUACACCAAUGGGACGGCUCUUCUCGAAGCCUGUAAAAUUAAGAAAAGCUCCUGAAGGUGCAGAUUAUGAUACACAAAUUGUCCAUCAUGCUCAAGAAACGUUGGUACAUGAACAGAAAGCAACAAGUAAAAGUUGGUUCAGAUCGAAAAGAAAUAAGCAAGCUCAUGCAAAUGCAGCCAAAGAGCAUGAUGAAGCACGCCAAAUAGCACUCGGUGUGAAAGAAGCUAAUCGUCCCCGUGGUUACAUUGGUCCUUAG